This is a messenger RNA of Nestor notabilis (Kea), 1089 nucleotides long. It is a transcript of the gene CP, whose product is annotated as ceruloplasmin (ferroxidase). Gene Ontology annotation, cellular component: plasma membrane. The record is from RefSeq and is a predicted model, not a curated record. NCBI's taxonomy places the organism in Eukaryota, Metazoa, Chordata, Aves, Psittaciformes, Psittacidae. Bases 148 to 1089 code for a protein of 313 amino acids. The transcript has 6 exons. Gene Ontology annotation, molecular function: oxidoreductase activity; copper ion binding. Gene Ontology annotation, biological process: iron ion transport.
GGCAGUCCAUUUUUAAAUAAAGAAGACAAAUUCAUUGGGUCAAAAUACAGAAAGGUAGUAUAUCGUGAAUACACUGAUCAGACAUUCAGUACUCCCAAAACCAGAACAGAGGAGCAGAACCACCUGGAAAUUCAAGGGCCACUGCUUAUGUCAAACAUUGGAGAUAAAAUUAUCAUAGUUUUUAAGAACUUGGCAUCAAGACCUUAUUCUAUACAUGCCCAUGGAGUGAAAACAGACAGUUCUGUUAUUGCUGUAACUAACCCAGGUGAAACAAAAAUGUAUGUCUGGAAAAUCCCAGAGAGAUCUAGUCCUGAGAGAGGAGAUGCACAUUGCAUUGCAUGGGCGUACCAUUCAACGGUGGACAUAAUUAAGGACACUUACAGUGGAUUAAUAGGCACACUCGUUGUGUGUCACAGACAUUUCUUGCCAUCUUUUCAUAUUAAAAAGAAAGUUCAAUUUGCUCUUCUUUUUAUGGUUUUCGAUGAAAAUGAGUCAUGGUACUUGGAUGAAAACAUUAAAACAUAUUCUACCAACCCACACCUUGUUGACAAAGAGGAUGAAGAAUUCCUUGAAAGUAAUAAAAUGCAUGCCAUUAAUGGAAAGGUGUUUGGAAAUUUACAUGGCCUGACUAUGCAUGUUGGGGAUAAAGUAAGCUGGUACUUGAUGGGAAUGGGCAAUGAAAUAGACAUUCACACAGCACACUUCCAUGGCCACAGCUUUGUCUAUAAGCAAACAGAGGUUUACCAGGCAGAUGUCUUUGAUCUGUUCCCUGGAACAUUUCAAACUGUGGAAAUGAGCCCGCAGAACCCUGGAACUUGGCUAUUACACUGUCACGUUACUGACCACAUCCAUGCAGGCAUGGAAGCAACCUACACAGUGCUCCCAAAGAAAGGUAGGAGCUUAUCUAUCUCAAUGAUGUUCAUCAUGUUAAAAGAUGCAGGAUGGGGCUCACAGGCACGCCAGCAUACUCAGAACCAGUUCUGGCAUCCAGCAAUAUUUCAUGGCUUAAUAUUGAUGUCUGGGGGCCAGAAUGUUGCAAGCUGCCCAAUCAUACUUGUCUCAGUGCUGCUGCUCAGAAAGCAGAACUAG